AGACAACUUUAAGCCGAGAUACGCAAUGGAUCUUACCAUUGAUGAUGUUUUUGUCAAGAUUGGUGCAUUUCGUCAGUAUCAAUGGUACCUAUUGACCAUUGUGGGCUAUGCAGUAUUAUCACUUUCUUCCUUUCCUGUCAUGAUAGUGACGUUUAUUACAGCAGAACCAAAGUGGAAAUGUGUGGAUGGAUAUAUGAAUAAUACCGUAUGUAGAUUUAACAAAUCAAUAACGUUAAUCAGUGAUGAUUACAAAGCGAGAUGUAAAAUGCCGAGAGAAGCUUGGACGUUUGUAGAUGACUUUACAUCAAUUGUUACCGAGGUAAGUAAUGUGUAAUUCCGUAGUAGUGUAUACGUCUAGAGUACCACAUACUCAGACGUAUACAGGUUGUGCAAAAAACAAAGUUCUCGAUUCACGUAAACUGCAAAAUGAAUUUUACAGCAAACAUUUAUGCUUGGAUUCAUUUUAUUCAGCUUUUCGAUUGCUGAAGGUUGAAAAUUGCUUUAGCUUUAAAAUAAAUUCCUGUGAAUUGCGUUUUCGCAAUUAUCUUAGCAUAAAGAGAGAGAGAAUCUUAAGGGCUGUUCAUAUGGGCCAGACCGAAAUCUUUUUCGUGACCAUAAAAAUUGUUUGAAUGAACUUUAUUCUGUUACUGGUGUUGUGUUUAUAUUAUAACCUCGAAUCAAACACACGCACGCACUUAAUAUGUGCUAUAAUAAUGUAAUGUGAUAUUAAGAAAUAACUAUUAUAUACAAGCAUAAGGUAAUUAGUUUGAGAUGCAAUACGAUACUGUAUCUAAGGACACUACAUCCCUCCCCUUCUCUAUAAAAUGUUUUUUUCUUUUAAAUCUAAAAUAUUAGUUAACGAUUAUCAGUUCGUAGUUGUCAAUAAACCAAAAUGGUGCCACGUUUCAAAAUGUAUAUAUUGUUGCUUUCGCAUAACCAUAGCGUUCCGGCUGUCUUGGUUGUCGAGAGGAUCUCCUCAGUGGUGGCGAAGGCGGUUGUGAAGGUUGGGUGGUUGUUUUAGGUGGGUUGUCUUCGUCGUCGGAGGUUUCGAGAUGAACAGGGCGAUUGGGUAUUUUCUUAAAGAAGGAGGAAUUGCGCGUUACUGUUCUGAGCUUGUUUCUUGCGAUGACCAUCGAGUUCUUAACUGCUACAACGCGGAAGGGCUCAGGGUCAAAUGGUGUGGACAAUUUAUUCAAUUUCGGUUGUCGUAGGAGGACAGUGUCACCGAGGGUGAUGUUGUUUGGCUUGGCACGAUUUCGUUUGUCGCUGUAUAGUUUCAUGGUUGAUUUGUUCUUUUCGUCUCGACUACGUAUCUCCUCAUCUUUCUUGGAGUUGCUUGGUGUUGAUGGGGAAUCUGGAAGGUGAGAUUUUAGCUUUCGUUUAUUUAGUGCUUCGCUAGUGGAUACGGAGAUGGUGCUAUGUGGUGUGGCACGAUACUGGCGAAGGAAGGUAUACUUGGCUUGUUUCCAGUUCCGACCUUCAACUGUGGCAGCUCGAAUUGCUUUCUCAAUAGUUUUCAUGACGCGUUCAGCUUCGCCGUUGGCUCUUGGCCUGUAUGGGGUUAUCUUACGGUGCUUAAAACCGAGGUGGUUGACAAAGUUCUCAAACUCUUCACCAUUAAAUGGAGGGCCAUUAUCUGACUUGAGAAUCUCAGGAAUGCCUUGUAUGGAGAAUAUGGCAUUAAGCUUCGGAAUUGCGGCUUUCGCGGAUGUUGUGGUGAGAAUUUCAACUUCCGGGUAUCGACUGUAUUCAUCAAUCACGACUAUCAGGUAUUCGCCUGUGGGAAAUGGUCCAACGAAAUCAACUGCUACAUUGGUCCAAGCUUUCUCUGGGAGCGGGAGGGUUUCAGUGGUUCUGGAGGUGAAGACGUUCCUUGGAUAGAGGCUUGACAGGGCAAACACAUCUUGACGUUGGUUUCAACCAUUCAGGCGUUCCGUCUGCGAGUAACGACUUUCGACGUCAGAUAAAGCGGGACUGGUGUAACUGAUGACUUUUCCAGCUUGAACGAGAAGGGCAGUGAGACCAACAGGGCUGUCAUCAACGAUGAUUUCGGUUGGCUUGUUUUGAUCAAAGUAGGACAUUACGUUCUGUUCCGUUAGCGCUGCUUUCAGGUUGUUUAGGGACGUUUGUUCUUCGGUCGUCCAUUUCCACUCGGCGUCAGUUCGAGUGAGAGCACGUAGUGGAGCAGUGAUGGUAGAGUAGUUGGGGGUGAAUCUAGAUACUUAUUGGGACAAACCAAGCAGGGACUUAACUUCGCUGACGUUUUGAGGAGCGCGGGCUUGUUGGAUGGAGUCGAUUUUCGCAGGAUCGGCUUGGACUCCUUUGGCGCUGAAGAUAUGACCAUAGAAACACACUUGGGACUGACUUGUCCUUGUUUAAGUGCACGUUGUAAUCUGACAGGCGUUGAAGGAUAGCUUGGAGGUUAAGAUCAUGUUCGAGUUGGUCUUUUCCGUACACAAUAAUAUCAGCAGAGAUAUUCUUGCAUCCAGGUAGUCCAGCAAGCAGUUCAGCGAUGGCGUUCUGGAAUAUCUCGGAUGCAGCGUUGAUACCAAACAUCAGGCGCUUGUAUCGACGUGUAGCCCAACGUGGGUGCUAAAGGUGGUGAUGUGACGACUUUUUCGGGCUAGGGUUAGCUGGUGGUAAUCGGAAGCAAGAUCAAGGGUGCUAAAAACGGCCGCUCCGUUCAAGUCAGCGAUGAGGUCAUCUAAGGUUGGCAUGAGGUGCUUUUCUCUUCCGAUUGCCUUGUUGGCUUCACGCAUGUCGACACAUAUACGUAUUUCACCUGAUUUCUUGGGUACCACCACAAUGGGACUUACCCAUUGCGGUGGCCCGUCAACGGCUUCAAUGAUGUCGAGCUGUUCGAGGCGUUUCAGUUUUUUCUCAACGUCUUUGCGUACGUGGAAAGGAAUGCGGCGUUGUGGCUGUUGCUUUGGGGUUACAGUGUUUGAGAUAUGGAGCUUGAUUUCUUUUCCUUUAACCUGACCAAUGCCGUCAAACAGACGAGGGACGGCAUGGAGGAUGGUUUGACCAGACAUGGUGGAAUUAACGUUAAGGGUUAAUAGGUUGAGUUGUUGGGCGGUAGUGCAACUGAGAAGAUUGCCACUGUUGCCUUUUGUGACGUGGAACGUAGCAUUAACGGUUGUGAACUUAUAACGAACAGAGGUGGAAAAACUUCCGAGUAGAGGUAAAGGAGUGGUGGAGCAAUAGGAGUAUAUUUUGGUGGUGGGACGGUUUAACAUGGCAGAGAGUCGCGUGUUAUGGGUGAUGGAAUUGUAGGUCGCUUCAUCAAGCAGGUUUGCAGAAGCACCAGAAUCGACAAGUACAAAGAUGGACUGGCCACCAAUGUUAACGAUGCAAGAUGGAGAGGGGCGGAGGGGCGCACUGGAUGGGGAGGAGUGGAUAACAAAAGUAUAGGCAGGGUCUUGCUCAGGAUCAUCCGAUAUUUGUUGGACAACACGAGGGCGCUGCUGGGGUAUGGAGCGGCAAACUUUGGCAAAAGGUCCAUUUUUGCCACAAGAACGACACGUUUUCCCGUUGGCAGGGCAGGAAAUAGCAUGAGAAAACGGUUCGCCGCAAUUUCGACAGAGGGAACGAGUGUGUGUUCGUUGAUUGUUGGGAGUGUUGGGCGGAGCAUGCUCAUCCGGGUGGACAGGAUAUGGUUCGCUACGUGAGGGAAGGGCAUUGACGCUUUGGUCGGUACUGGUAGGUUGAAUGUCUCUGGCUUGUCGAUCAGUAAUCUCAGCUACACGACCGGCUUCGAGAAGGGCUGUAAGACUGAGGUCCUCGCGAAGGGCACGUAGUCUAAGCUUGUGAGAGGUACAGCUGAAGACAAUUUGUGUGCGAAUUUCUUUGUCAACGUCAGCAAAACCGCAGUGUUUGGCAAGCUGUCUAAGCCGGGUAUGAUACGAAGCUAGGUUUUCAUUCGUGCGCUGUUUCGCCUGACGAAAUUGAUAUUCCUCGUAGACCAUGUUGAGUUUCGGAACGAAAUAUGUGUUUAAACAUUCUACGGCUUUUUUAUACUCUUUGUCUUCACCCGUGUCGGGUAGUGUUUCAAAAAAUAUCGUCAACAUCUGGGCCAGCGUAGUGUAAUAACAACGCUCGUUUCUGGGUAGCGUCGGUUAUAUUCAUGCCAACAAUUAAGCGUUCAAAGCGAGUAAGCCAUUUGGUCCAACGUGGACCAGCAUUCAGGGACGUAGCGAAGAUGUGCUAGUUGGGGGGGGGGGUGCAAUGCAGUAAUUUACCUGAUUUUACACUAUUGUAAAAAUUUACCUGAAAGAUAAACCCCCUAUCUUUGUGCACUGUAAUGUUGUGGUACAUUUCUCCCUAACCUGAAGUUCAGGCCCUAAUCACAGAAUAGGGCCUGACACAAAACCUAUCUAAAGUGUGGGAUUCCCGUCCACCUGGUGGACGGGAAAUCUGAUUGGUUGAUCAGCAUCAUGAAGGAUUUUGAUUGGUUGCAAGUUUACAUAAACAACAGUUUUAAAAAUAGCUCGGUCAAGGCGACAAUUAAUAUAAAGAUCAAACGCACGUACAAAUUCUAUUAUCGAUUUCUUCGAAUUUCUUUUUCUUUUAUGAUUUAUGGAAGAAAAUAAAUCAAACAAACAGUAUUUUGAAAGGGCUUUAUCAAAAUCUUGGACGGAUUUUGGACACACGACGCCGAAAGAACAGCCAAACUAAGUCAUGUAUUCGAAAGCUUGUUGUUGACAGCCAAGAUGUUCUGCCAACUGGCUUCGCCGGCAAAAGUCUUAUUUUUAAUAUCAGGUCCUACCGGCGUUGUUUUCUGAGCUAAAUCGCCUUCUUCGUGGUACGAUUGAGAAUUUCAUUGUUGCUGUUGUUAGCCCGUUUUAAUAAAGUAUAUCCCUAAUAUCCGCGUCCAGCAAGUUGAGACCUUGAGAAAGCUUGGCAGUCAAGCUGUGCACAGAACUGACUAAUUAAAUCUUUGUCUGAACUUAUUUAUAUAAAAGUACCUUGAAUUUUUAAGUUCAAUUAAAAAGCAAAAUGCACAACACUUGUCAAUCAUAUUGCAUGUUGUGUCUAAAAAUAACAUGUGGGCGUCCCACGGUCUAGACAGCUUUUGUGUCAGGCCCUAUUUCAAAAUAGGGCCUGAACUUCAGGUUAAUUUCUCCCCUGCACAGUUAUCACCUAGAUAUUUAACCCACAUCUAUUUUUACAACAUUUUUUUCUUGCUUUUUCAAUCUACUUUUUCUCAUUAGAAUAUGUUUUGGUUAUUUUUGUUCUUCUAAAUUAAAGAGUAUAAGCCACACGAGAAGAACACGAGCAUAUACAAACCGAGUACUCCGAACUCCGAAUAGAACUCUCCACUCAUUUUAUCAAUUAGGUAGUUAAAUCUAAAAUACCAUGAGAUCACAUUGAUUAGUUACCUCUCGGCCUUCCAAUAACUACAGUCAAUUUUAACAAGUUUUUGUCGAAGCAGUCCAUCCGCCUUUUUUAUGUAGGGAAAAGGUGUAAAUUGAUAUUGUUUAUAUAAUAAAGAUAAUUUUUAGCUGAACUAGAACUGCUUUUCCCUAUACAAUGAACAAUAAUGUUACAUAGUAGUUAUUUGUUAACUAAUGUUUUUAACCUGCAAUAGUAAGUUAUUGUUUUCAAGCAAUCGCCAAUCGGCGGUUUUUCAAGAUUGACCAUUUUUUCGUGACUCGCAUUAACAUCAAAGACAUCAGUGAUAUUCUUUUCAGCGGCAAGGAUCAUGCAAUCAUUCAAACGUUUUCCAGAUAUUUAAUUGCGUGAAUAACUUUUUACAAUCUUCAGUAAACUGAAUGAUCUCUCAUUUUUCACAACGGCAGGGGCGGCUGUCAGAAAUAGUUUAUAAAGCUCUGAAGCCAACUUGAAAAGACCAUGCCCCUUGGCCACCCUAAGAGCAAUGUCCGCUGCGAUCGUACCUGACAUGGGUUUUGCCUCAAGACCUUGUGGCCGGCUGACGUUCUUCUUCCAUUCGUCUGUGUUCCUUCAGCGCAUAUUUAAAGAAAACGGACAAUUCGCUGUGUAAUGCUGGGCUUUGUUCCUGGUGUUUCUGGAUGCAAUACCUUUAGGAACGGAUUAAAAGUGUUCUUAAGACCAAUUUGUUUCUGCAUUAAUCCUCGUUUUUGUUUGCCCAAAAAUUACAAAAAGUCACAUGUGUAAUAAAAAAUGCAUAAAGAUGUGCAAUAAAUAAUGUGUAAUAAAUAAUGCAUAAAGACUACACACGUAUAAUAUAGAGAACAGUAAUGCUAAAACAAUGCCCUCGUAACGGCUCAUUCAACCUAAACUAUUCAACAAUGUUACAAAUCUACGAACAAUUCUUUAGUAGUUAAAUAUUAGACGAAUAUUGCGUAUAUAUCGCCAUAUCGGCCAUUUGUGUAGAAUUAUUAACGAACUACUACUAUAUAAGUAAAAAUAUGACAAAGUACACGGCACACAAUACACAUCACAUAUGUGCAUCACACAUACACAGACGUUCAAAAUUUACAUCUGGAUAUCAUAUCCCUGUUGCUGUAUUAAUCUAUAAGCAAGCAAAUAAUUCUAUGUAUUUCAAAUACACUGUAUUAUUAUCAAAAAGUAGAUGAAAUUAAUAUAAUUUCUUGCACGUACCUUGACCUUGUGUAAAGAACCAAAACCGGAAGCGCAUGUUACUUAGCGAAAAAAUUCUGGGUUUUUUGCCGAUGGAAAUAGUACAAAAUAGGCAACAUAUUCUUUUCGUAAAAUAAAGCCUGGCUACAUUGAAAAAACGGAAACCUCUGAACGUAUCAACGUAUGAAGCCAUAAUUAAAGAAUUAAAACCUCAUCUAUUUUCCGCAUUUCAAUCCUCUAUUAUUUGCCUGUUAUUGUUAUGAGUUUUCAAGAUUUUUUACCUGAUUUAUUAUAAUGCCAGUUUUUCAUGGAUUUACCUGAAAUUUUCAAAUCGUCUUAGUUGGGUCACCCCUCCCCGCUCGCUACCUCCCUGCCAGCAUUCGAGUCAAGGUGAACGUCAAACGGGUAGUGAUGUAGCCAUACGGACUGAAUAUUGUGGCGCGGCGCUGUUGAUUCGUGCUUGAUGUUGAUCGCAAUGUCUGUCGUGGGAUUUGCCGUGAUUUCCUUGCGUCGAAGGACUGUGCAUGUUCAGUAGAUAUCUGGAUUACAGAAGUGGUGUACGCAGUAAAGAAGCGAUGGAUUCGUAAACUUCGUUUUUUGUUUAAGUAUCCUCGUCCCCAGAUGUUGUGUUUAUAUUAUAACCUCGAAUCGAACACACGCACGCACUUGUGUUCUAUAAUAAUGUAAUGUGAUAUUAAGAAAUAACUAUUAUAUACAAGCAUAAGGUAAUUAGUUUGAGAUGCAAUACGAUACUGUAUCUAAGGACACUACAACUGGAAUCAAACUAAGCUGAUUACACUGACCUGAAAGGUCAAGUGUCUUAAAUCCCUAGUUUUCUGUUUUCUGUUUUUUUCGUCGUCGAGAAAUCGAGUUUGCGUUCGCGCAUCGCAGGCUCAGGGUGCAACGAUUAAUCCAAAAUGCCAUCGAUUCUUUGACUCCACGAUUCAUAUAUAAUAGUAAGAAGCUGGUAUUUAUGUACGUAAUAGUCGGCUCAUGUCAUGCUUGCGGUGCAUUUUUCGUUUAUUAGCCCAUAUAUAGACCUAUAUGGACUUAUACGCACGUGCACAAUUCCGAACUCCAAUGGUGACAUAUUCAGUCCAGUUUCAAAAUGGCGCCUUUUGGCUGAGCGAUCAGAAAAUAUUUCACACAGUUUCGUUGAAUUUUCAAAGAGUUGUGCCGGUUUCCUAUGGAUUUUACGUUGUGUCGCACUCUGAACUUUCUUGCGUGUUGAACUAAUAUGUUUUUCUUCGUGUAACGACUCGAAAACCCAAAGUUUGGACCCAGCGAAUUUUACAAAGGACAAGUUAAAGUUAAGUUUGACUUUUUAACUAAUAAACAACCGUCUAUAAAUAUACGUUGUAGAGUCAUAAGCAUCCGUGGUGUAGUUGUGUUAAUUUUUUGUCGCACUCUGGACUUUCUGCAUGUUGAAUUAAUGUUUUUAUUUUUGUAUUAUACGAUUCUAAAAUUUGGCUUUGAAAAUUUGGCCGAUCCGGCGGAUUUAUGCAAUCAAUAUGUUGUAUUAAACGACUCGAAAACCCCAAAAUUUGGACCCGACGCGAAUUUGUACAAUAUAGUGGAAUAUAAGCAAGUACAAGGUAAAGAUUCUACAGUUUAUUUUGAUUUAUUGUAUGGUACUCAUUUGUCUAAUACAAUAACAUUUAGUUCACAAGGUUUGACCAUAUUAAAAUACAUGUAUUGAAAUUCGCGCAAUAGCUACUAGAAUUCGCGCAAGUAAAGAUAAAGCGAGCGUUCAAAAUACCAAAAAGAACUAAGGCAUUUAUUGUAUGGUUCUCAUUUGCCUAAUAGAAUAACAUUUAGUUCACAAUAUAAUAUAAACACAAUAUAAACAAUGAAAAGUUAAAGGUUUGACAGGUUUCACAACACAACGUCGACAAUAUACCUUAAUACAUGUAUUAAAAUUCGCGCAGUAGCUACUAGUUGGCGCGCCAAACGCUUUGUGGUAGCUAUACUAAAGAUAAAGCGUGCCUUCAAAAUACCUACAAGAACUAAGACAUUUAUUGUAUGGUUCUCAUUUGCCUAAUACAAUAACAUUUAGCUCGACGCGAAUUUUAACUAUAGUAUCAUAUUUCAUAAUAUAAUGAACAAUGUAAACUAGCCAAUUCUUUCACCUACAAAAUGUCGACAAUAUACCUUAAUACAUGUAUUAAAAUUCGCGCAGUAGCUACUAGAGUUCGAGCAAGUAGUGAAGAUAAAGCUUGCAUUCAAAAUACCGAGACAUUUAUUGCAUGGUUCUCAUUUGCCUAAUACAAUAACAUUUACUUCACAAUAUAAUAUAAUAUAAACAAGGAAUAGUCGUUCGAUUUGGCUAUACUGUUUGCUCGUUUUUAAUGUGUAUUGAUCAUUUCAAUAAUCGAUUUACAUAUCAGUCUGCUCGAUUCGAGUAAGGGUUGCCCGAUUUGUAUCAUUGGUGAUUUGGUGUUCGACUUAUAACUAUUGGACCUAUUGAAUUUUGACAGUAAAAACGCGCCAUAUAUAAUACAUGUACUGUAUUAAAAUUCGCGCAGUAGCUACUAGCAUUGGAGCAAGUAAAGAUAAAGCGGUGCGUUCAGUGAAAUACCAACAAGAACUAAGAUAUUUAUUGUAUGGUUCUCAUUUUCCUAAUACAAUAACAUUUAGUUCACAAUAUAAUAUAAACAAGGAAAAGUUAAAGGUUUGGCGUUUGACUACACAAUGUCGGCAUUAUACCUUAAUACAUGUAUUAAAAUUCGCGCAGUACGUAUAGUUAGUGCUACUAGCAUUCCGGCGGACCUAUUGAAUUUUGACAGCAAAAACGCGCCAUAUAAUACGUGUAUUAAUUAAAAUUCGCGCAGUAGCUACUAGAAUUGGCGCAAGUAAAGAUAAAGCGUGCGUUCAGUGAAAUACCAACAAGAACUAGAACGUUUAUUGUAUGGUUCUCAUUUUCCUAAUACAACUCGAUCAACUCAUAGCUAUUAUGUGCUCAUUUGUUAUCAUGUGCUCAUUAAUUCUUAUAUCAAUAUUGGAAUAUGAUCACGAAAUACUGCGUAGCGCAAAAUCUCCAUUCUUCAAAAACGUAUCGUUCAAGGCAACUGAAAGGCGAAGAAGACAAUGAUAUAUUGUAUCUGACUGCUUCAAUACUCAGAAAUGAUCCACGAUCAUGAUUUGAUAAAGUUCAAUAUGGUCAUGUGAUUUUCGGUGUGAACCUGAGAUACUAUCUAUAAAUAUUAUUACUAAGUAUCUGACAUUAAACUAAAUGUGAUUAAAGCACAAGAAAUGUUACCUAUGUCUCAUUUUAUAUUUUUAUUUUUUUCCUAUGAAGGUUUGUUACUUGUGCAAAAGCGCAACUUUAAUUAGGUUUCAAACAGUUUCUGCCUUCUGCUUUUUGUUGUCGAAUUAUUGAUUUUCUUUGGAUAAAUCUACCGCUGAAACUGUUCUAUACGAACUCUCUUGCUUCCCAUUCCCUUGUCUAUUACACCAUAGCCAAUCUCGUUCCCCGAGCAUGCGAUCCUCGGGAAGGAAACGAAGGUUCUGGGAUAAUCCGUUGCCGAAAGCCAGGAAUUCUGGCUAAGAUUGAACUGCACAUUCCAUAUCAACGGCCAAUCAGAUUCCUCCCUGAAACGGAUUAUCCCAGAGCCUCCGUUUCCUUCCCAACGACCGCAGGCUCAGGGAACGAGAUUGCACCAUAGCACGCAUAUCAUCAUUUUCAGGUCAGUGUGAACGCCUGAGUAGGCGUCUUGUUAACUUUGAAAUGUCAUUUUGGAAGUUUAUCAAAGCCGCGAUAAGGGCUUUAUAUAAUAUCUCGGGAACAAUAGGUUAUAUGUAUAUUAAUAUCUAUACGCAUUUGAGCCCCGCAUUCCCCUGGUAGAAUUCAGCACCCGUCCACAGGUUUUGAAGUGGAUAAUCAACUGGAUUGAUGCAUAGUCUACUAGAAAUACAUGCAUGCACCAACCGCCUCGCCUAUAUUUUCCAUACAUUUUUUCAACAUGAAGUAUUCAUAAUUACGCCAUCACUGAACGCAGCCUCGCGUUGCACGUCAUGUUAGUCAUGGCAACACGAUAAUUGUUUUUUUUUCAAUUUUUGUACAAACCUGCAAAAAAUAGAUGAAUUUUGAACACUCAUUUUUAUACAGAACUAUCAAUUUCUAAAAUAUAUAAAGUACUGUAGGUAUGUUAUUUUAGUGUCUAUUGGCUUUAUUUUGAUGUAAAAUUCAAAACGAAACUCUACGUACAGCGUUUUUAAAUGUGAAUUGAAAUUAACUACGUUUCGCCGAUAUUAAACUCUUCAACUCGAGCUUCAACUUAUUACUCGCACUUUGAAAUGAAAUAAAUUUAAUUCGUACGGGAAGCUUAUGAAAAUAAUUUGCUUUCCUUUUUAUCAUGAACUUACGGUGGCCGAUAAGGGUCAUUCACGCACAAAAAGUGAAAUCACCCCCACAAUAACACGAAACACGCCAACAAAUGCACGAUUCACACCACAAUUCCACGAUUCACACCACAAAAAACCGCAGACCGAUCACGGUCUCAAUACUGAUUAAAUUAAUUAUUUCCCGCCUUUUUACCGCGACCGCACGACGACGGCGACCGCACAAUGAAAAUGGUUUUAGUAUUAAAAUAUAUUACAAAUAUUGCUUAAUUAAAUUAAAUUAACUUGGCCAAUAAGGUUAUUGUUAUUUACAUUAAUCUUUUUUGUUGAAGUUAACAUUGUCUGUAUAAAAACAGUUUUAUAGUUGAUAUGAAGAGUUUGGAAUGUGACAGUUGUUAAACUGGGAUUAGUUCAAAAUUGAUAAUUAUUCAACAUAGUUAAGAUACUCUUUGACAUCCUGAUUAACCGGAUCAGCCACAUGCUGCCUAACAAAAGUUAAAGAAAUCCACGAGAGCUUCUCCACACUGAAUACACUGGCCGUUGUCAGCCAUGUCUACGCUUAUUUCAUACGGGAAAUACGGGAAAAGGCGGGAAAUAAUGAAUAUAAUGAAUACACGGCUAACAACGCACAGGUUUGUUACAAGUUGAUAUCGACAGGCGUGAACAAUGUUGUGCGGCCAACUAUGAACAAGUUGUCAACCAUGUUGUUACAAGUUGUUACAGUUGAACAAUGCUGCAACAACAUGUUGACAAUAAUGUUCAUAGUGGGCUGCAUAACAUUGUUCACGCCUGUCGAUAUCAACUUGCAACAAGUUGUUGAUUUUCUCAAUUUUUACGCGUGUAGGGAGACGAUGAUUAGUCAGCUGUUUCUUUGUGGCGUGAAUCGUGAAAUUGUGGCGUGAAUCGUGGAAUUGUGGUGUGUUUCGUGAUAUUGUGGGGUGAUUUCACUUUUUGGGCGUGAAUCCCCCUUAUCGACCACCGUAUGAACUUCUACAAAAUUUAAUUUAACUAAGAAACUUUCGCAUACAGUUUAUGCAUAGGAAAGACUUGAACAACAAGAACAAAAUCUAUAUUAAUACAAAGACGUCAUACAUAAACAAUUGAAACAAACUUGCGCUAUACUUUAUUACUUUAGGAUUUCUCAUAUUGCACGUCUAUGAGUCGAGCCGAGAACAACAGCCGUGUACCUCAGAGCCCGUCAAACUCUACCAUUAGGUAUCUAUCAUUCGGCAAAAGAGUAAAGAUAUAAAGAGAGUUCACUCGAUCAGUGAAAAUACAGUAUUAAGGACGUCACACGGAUUUGCGAAGCUGACGUCAUUUAUCACACCAUCAAAAGGAAAUUAAAUAUUCCAAAAAAAAUGUAAUAUGCACCAGCCAGUACCAUCGCUGCGUUUUCAGUACAAAACUAUGGGCAAAACGCAGUUCGAAAUGCAAAAGUGACAUUUUUAAGGAAAAGACGUAUUUGAUCUUCAUAUUUGGACUAAACUUUUCAACAAUAACAGUAAGUGAUCUUUUCUAUUCACAUAAGAAGUCCGGUUGAGCUUUCGAAAAACUUUAUCUGAUUUUGAAAGUUGAAGGAGCGGUCUGCCUACAGACCGAAUUAACUCAUCAAGCUGCCUCGUCCCCAGGCGCUAUAAAACGAUUUCACAUACGAGUCACUAUAUAAAAGGUUUACACGAAGUAGUGCGUCACAUUAUAGGCGCGCAAAGGGGAAUGGGAUAUGAGCGUUCUGGUUAGCGCCUGGCCGAUCUUGUAUAAUAGCUGUCGAACAUAAAACAAUCUAAAUAUAAAUGCCUUCAUGUAUAUCACCAGAAAGAAAGAAAUAAAGCUAUCCUUACCUGAAUUAUUCAAAAUAUUGUCGAUCUUUUGCACCGAUCGUGAAAAUCAAUUAAUCAAACAUACUGCAUGUAAAUAAGCUCGUAACUGAAAUCCUGAGACGAAUCUUGCGAACACAAUAAAGUUUUAUCGCUCACUUGUUUAAAAAACUUCCUGUAGCUGUAGAUUUUUAAAAUAAAUUCCUCAUUGUGAUAAGGACGCAUUCGGUCAUUUUCCCAUACCUUGUAAAGUUAUUAUAUAAACCUUGCUAUAGCCUCGUUGACCUCUUCAAGUGUUGACAUCUCGGAAUCAUUUAAUUAAAGGGUCAAAUCAAAGGUUCAAAUAUCAUUUGACUGUAAUCACAUGUUUAGUUGAACAAUUUGAAAUGUUAUUAUUUAAAAAAAAUGGCGAAAAAAGCCCCCAAACUGUCGAAAAACCACGAUUUGCAAGAAACAAUCGAAAUUUGCAAGAUGAACUGCACAAAAUCUCCCAGGCGCUAGGCGCUCCUCAAUUUUCGCUGCCUCAAGCCCAUAAACCCCUGCGCUUGUUUUUGUUGCGAUGCACUACUUCAAGUAAACUCAAAAUUUCAAAGUAAUUGUUUAACAUCCCUAUUUAUUUCAUAUAAUAUGAUCAUGAAUAACGAUCGGGCAAGCGAUUUGCGCCUGAACUAAGGACAAAGACACAUUUCUCUUAUGUUCUAAAGUCUAAACUUCGUUAGGCCUACGAAAUCACAAGAAUAAUGUAUAUUCGUUGUCUUUAAUGUAAUGGACUUUAGAUUAUUAGAUAGGUUUUUAAUUUUUAUCUGUCAACAACAGCAAGCAAGCAAACGUUGCUUUCUUGAGUGUGACCGCGACGUGCUUGGCUUGCAUUCUAGCAUGAGCUUGGUAUGUGUUCAAGCAAGCACGCUAAUCCGGUGGUAAUCUCCAAGCACAAGCGCUAGUGUGACCGCGACCUAAAUUAAAAGCGUACGCGUGACGUCACCGAGUACAUGUUAGGAGAAUUUCAAAGUUGAUCGUUUGAGUAAAAUUGUUUACUAUAUGUAAUCAGUAAUAUAUUCUACUUAUAUUAUAAAACAAAUAGAAAAACUCGCCUCGUGCGUUUAUGGUGUGAUAAUACAUUUGGGGAAUGUUGGGAGAACACUCAAGAAACGUGUACAACACUCGCUAGCGCUUACGCCUCGUGUUUUACACGCUUCCCUAGUAUUCUCCCAACAUCCCCUCCGUGCAUUAUCACACCAUAAGCGCACGCGAAUCGUUUCUAUUUCUUAAAUAAUAAAGGGGACGUCGACGUUGCAGAGACAUUAACUAGAACAAUUGUUUUUCAUUCCUAGUUGUCUCCAACUUUGAUUAAUUAACGUGACUAGAAAACCUUAGCUACCUUCAAGAAAAAUGUCUAGGCCGUCACAUUGUUUCCUACUUUACUAACAUUCGGGAAUCAUUACUAGGAAAUAAUGUUAAAACUGCUUUAAAAGUGGGCACCUCAGAGAUUAUCGCCAGUACGCAAUGAUUGCAGGUUGACAUGGUUACGAAACAAUAUGUAGUGGUUCUUCCACCUUUAGGAAACACUGCUAAGAAACAAUGGUUCCUGGUUUAUCAACUUUAGGGAAACAUGGGCAAAAAACAAUGCGGUUUCCUGUAUAGUUUAUCCAUCCUUGGAAAAUGGGUCUUCCUUCGAAACGUCAAAAUUAUCCUUUGGUAGGGAUGCAACAACCUGACUACGAAACCGUGUUUCCUGAUUUACCCACUAUAUUGCGACAUGGAUAGGAAACAAUGUUUCCAUAAUAUAUGUUUCCAUAACAAGUGUGUUCCAGUAAACUUGAGAAUAAUAAUAAUAUUUUGGUCGGACAGCGUCUCAAGUUUAACAUGUCGUUUCCUGACCGUGCAUCUUCCAUAUUUAAUGUGUUCUACCUUAUUAUAUGGGUGGUGUGAUUAUAAAAAUCAUUUUUAAAAGCCCAGAGGACAGGUAUUACUUUCCAAAAUUUAAUUUGAAGUGAUAUACUUCAUUUUUCAUUACAGUACGACCUAAUUUGUGACGACUCCAUUCUUCUAUCUAUCGCUCAAUCGUGUUUCUGGGUUGGAAUGUUAGUUUCCUUGUUGGUUGGCGGUUUUAUCUCGGAUCGUUUUGGCAGAAGAAUUGUUUGGUAUUCCGGUGGUGAUCUUGUCCUCCUUGCGACUUGGAUUAUGAUAUUUCCAAAAUCCUUCGUGGUGUUUAUUGUUUGCCGCGUUUUCAUUGGCAUCGGAACAGGUACUGCAGUAUAUAUCCACUGAUCUGUAAAUAAAACUUAAAGUGCCCCUGACACAAAAAUUUGUUUUCAGUCUAUUGAAAGUACUCAUUUAGUAUAGUGUUCUAGUGAAAGAAUUUUUCGAUUUCAUCAAAACGAAAAAUUUUUAGAGCCGUUUGAACACGCAAAAUUUGGGCUUUUGGUUGGCAGGCGUCCGUGUUCGAAGGAAACUGGAACGAGCGAUUUUUGUUACGUCACGCAAGUGAGUCGGCGUAUAUUCUAUUAUUCGACUAUACUAGCAGUAUCAACUCUCGCCGGAUAUAUUAUAGGUAGAUUUGUGAUCGAAAAAGAUAUGCCUUUUUACUGUGUUGCAGCUAAUUGUACCAAUAAAAUAAAAGAUGAAAUAAGUCGACACAAUAUUCCAUACUUCAAUGACGAACACGCGGAAGCUAAAAGACGAAGAAAAGUAUGGGUUGAUUUUGUACGCGAAAAGCGUUUGUAUGUGCCGUCAAAGACUUCGACUAUACGCUAGGAUCAUUUUAGAACAGAGGAUUACGAGAGGCAAUUUUUUCGUUGCCGGGGCUCGGCAAGCCUAACUAUCUGAAGCUAAUAAAGACUGACGAUGAUUUGCUUUGUUUUGAUGAUUCAAUUUGCAAUUGUAUUUCGGUUUUGCGGCCAGCUAAAAAUAGAAAUAUUUUGUAAUACCGAAAUAAAAGAUGCAAAUCUGAAGACACAAGCUUGAAAAUAACACUCUGAAUAGUGUUUUGGAUUCCGGUUCAAAUAAGACUAUUACGAAAAAGAUAUGUCCAAAGGGGCCGAAGUUAUGGUAGGCUAAAUGUAUGGCUACUUUACAUUGUUCGAGACUAAUUGAGUAAUAUAUGAAUUAUGACACCGCUUGACCUCUCAAAGGCGGACCAAAGGUCAUAAAUAGCUAUUUGAUUAUAAUUUGAGUAAAACUAUAUUUGACUAAAACUAUCAUUAGAAAUAAGGAGAUUUUGUUUCUCUGAAUCGAAUGGUAGUAAUUUUGUCUUCAUACCAUGCACCGAACCGGAGAUAUGAGGAAGCUUAUUAAAGAUGCGCCAAAUCUGAGACAUGGCGCGACUAAAAAACAAUCGCUAAUAUAAAUGGGAGACUAGUUUUACUUUGUUUUUCUCGUGUCCCUGACUUUGUUUACCAACAACAGUUUUUAUCCGUGAAGUGAAACUGUGAUAAUAGCGGCAGUUUUUCGUCACGUCCGCGUCGCAGAUUUGGUAAUAUUAAUGAUAACACUAGAGACCUGACGAGAUGCUACAGAUCAGCAUCUUUCAAUACAACAUAUUAACCAGGUAUAAAAUUCGCUCCGGAAUCAUCGGACUGAUUCUGUUGAUAUGAUACUUUAUAGAACUUAGAAUAUAAAAAGUUAAACAAUUCAGCGAUCAAAACCUUCGAGCUGAUUAAAACAGAUAACUUUACAGGCAUCAAGAUUCGACUCACUUGCGUGACGUCAGAAUAAAUGCUAGUGCCAGACUUCUGUCGCCGACGGCCAUUAGCCAAAAAUAUUUGGAUUCAAAUGUCUCUAAAAUUUUUUCGUUUUGAUGAAAUCGAAAAAUUCUUUCGCUAGAACACUAUACUAAAUGAGUACUUUCAAUAGACCGAAAAAAAUUUUUUGUGUCAGGGUCACUUUAACCUCUUUUACUUCCUGCACCUCUUUUAAUGAGUUGUGGACCAUUUUAUAAACACUGGCUUGAGGAAGCGAUAUUUGACGUUACCUUGGCAAACGUAGGGAGAAAGUGAGGCGUUGAUGACCAAUAGCUAUCUAGACAGUAUAAUUAUAUUCUUUUCCAUAAAAUCUUAACAAACAGGGGACGGUUGUUCAAAGCUCAGUUAGCGCUAACCCUGAGUUAAAAUUUAACUCAAUUCCGGCCACUCUGACCGACACAUAUGCCUGGAAGAUUAAUUAUUGAAGAACUCCGCGAAUAUUUGCAGUAGAAAUAUGAAAAUACCCCCAAAAAUUUCCGCUUGAAAGAUACUGUAUACUCGAACAAUGUACAAUAGCCAUAAAAUAUAAAUUAGUCAUACUCGAACAAUGAAAACUAGCCAUACCAUACGUAUAUUACAAUUAAUAUACUCGAACAAUGUAAACAAUGUAUCACUAAGCCGAAUAUAACUUCGGCCAUUUCAACGCAUCAUUUUUGUAUUAGUCUUGUUCAAAUCACAAUCCAAGACACUAUUUGGAGCGUUAUUUUCAAGCUUGUAUCUGCAGAUUUGCAUCUUUUAUUUCUGUAUUUCAAAAUAUCUAAAUUUUACGCGAGAGCUUCAACCGGAAGUACAAGGUCAAAUGUCCAAAACUAUGCGAUGUUUACAUCCUAGCACUCAGGAAACGUCGGAAAUCGAUUCUAAAGGUCAAAUUACCCGUGUAGCGUGAUUUGCACGUGUAUCGGGCAACGGGUACUUCUUAUUGGCCAAUUUUAGCGCGCGUGUGACAGGCGCGUGCGAGUAAAACCCAAUAUUUGAAAAUUCAAAAUAAAUAUUUCUACUCGCGAUCGUCGUAUUCAAACGAAACUUUCUACAUAAAGGAGUAUUUUACAGAAAUUUUUCUAGAUAUGAAAUACAGAAUGUUUGGCUUAGCGGCGAGUAAAUGUACGAAUUGGUUUGGUUUGUGUAAUGUUAUGACGGCAUUUGACCCCCGUUCGAAAGGUGGUUUUCGUUUUAAAGAGGGAUAAAUACUUGCCGAGAUAUUUUAAUCUUCCCAAUUCCAAAGUCGAAAAUGCAAAUAUGAACCGGACGACAAUUUAAUUAGCUGUUUUCAUUUGUGUAAUUCUGCACGUACCUUAUUUUACAACUUUUGAAAUUGAAAUUUCAAUGAUCCACACAAGCAUGAUGUUGGGAAGACUAUUUUCAGGUUUAUAAACAGGAAGUUGAUUUGAUGUUUUUCGUUAACCCUGGAGCUUAACCGGAUUUUAAAAAACCGGCUCAAGGAUUUGUGAAAGGUCCCUACAACAACAGCACUCUAGAUUCACCUAAAUUUCUCUAAUAUGACACAUUGCAUUGGGUUUAUUAGUCUAUGUACGUAUCAGUUUAUUAGACUCUGGGUUUAUUAAUCUAUGGUAGAUAAAUUAUCCAAUGCAGUCCAAUUUUCAUACUUACGUUUCCGCAGGGUUUCGAAAUUGCACUAGUUUUCCCAUGCUUACGGAGUUCACAACUGGAAAAUAUCGUUCAUGGUUGGGGAUUGGAUCCUUCAUAUUUUGGGCUGUGGGAAUAUCGAUACUGCCCCUGAUUGGAUACUUAAUUCCUGCUUGGAGAAUGUUGUUGCUUGCGACAGCUAUCGCUGCAAUUCCCGUUGUCUUUUUCUGGUGGUAAGUUUUGGAUAUUUUGUGCGCUCGUAGAUUUUCAUUGCCGCGCAACAUGAUAUACGCACGCUUUAAAUAAAUCAAAGUUUCCAAAAAAAUCCGCAAUUCACUUCAGUUUUAUAUUAGCUUUCUGUCUCUUGCAGUCUUGCUAUUGAGAAAAUUUUGUUAUAAUAAAAAUUUAAAAAGUACCUUACGUUGAUUUAACUUAAUCCCCUGGGGGCCGGUUGUUCAAAGCUGGAUUAGCGCUAACCCUGGGUUAAAAUCUAAAAAUGUUGAAACGUGCUCAUCAACAAUGGAAUUUGUGCUCUAAGACAAAGGCGAUUAUAAGUUGUAUUGAGACUAAGGCGACUAUAAAUCAAUUUCUGCUAUCCCAGGAUUCGCUAUUGACGUCAUCUUUAUAUCAGCUUUCCCUUUCUUAGUAUUUAUUUAUUGACAACUUUGCAUCUAUUUGCAUCGUCGGCAAUCUGUUUUGCGUCAAUUACGUUUUUGACAGGUUGGUACCAGAAUCUCCUCGAUGGCUGUUAUUGAAUGGUAAAGAAGAAGAAGCUGAAACAGUUCUUGCCAAAAUUUCCAGAAUGAACAAACGACCAUUACCUGAUGACCUUACACUGCAAAAACCUGUAAUAUCUGAGAAACGAACAAGUUUUAGACAGCUUUUUAAUGACUGGAAAACUGCGAAGAAAACCUUGAUUUGUUGGGAUUUAUGGUAUGACUAUUCAGUACUUUUUUACUCUCGUUGGCUUACAACAACAACAACGACAACGACAACGACAACGACAACGACAACGACAACGACAACAUCGAUUGAUUUCCUAUCUUGCAUAAUUCUCUUUUAUUCAAAGAUAUACACCUGUAAGAAAUUGUUAAACCUUGCUGUAUUUUACCGAUAGGUUUGCCAAUGCCCUUGUGUUCUAUGGUGUGUCUUAUGGUUCUGUUGAUCUUGGUGGGAAUAGAUAUCUGAAUUUUUUUUUCGUCAGUGUCGUUGAAAUACCUUCAAAUUUUGCUUUAAUUUGGUCAGCACACAGGUGAGUAUAGAAGGGUCAUCUGGAGGGCAAUCAUUUGCAAUGCCAAUUAAGGGACCAGAUCAGAAUUUCUGUCACUGGAAAUACGCGUGGUCAAUAUGGACUUCCUUUUUCAGAACAAAACAAUAUAUAUUUUCCCCGAGCCAACGGCGCUUUCGUUCCGGGCGUUAUCCCGUGGCGAGGGUACUAAUUCCGUACGGAUAUUUAUACCCGGGAAAAGGAAAACUGCUAGCGGUUUCAAAAGUGGGGUUGAGGGUGGUCAUCUUACUGAUCUCAAAAUGUGGAGGACUGUCAAUUGUGGGAUGAACCAACUGCCAAGACUUCAGUUGACACUAUAUGGAAAAGUCAUUUCAUACAAUGGGCUGUAAAGCGAGUUUUAAUUUUACUUUAAAGAAAUGGAGAGAAAUAUAUUAGAUGUGAAAUGAUGAAAUAUAAAGUAAGUUUGUUUGGUAUUUUUUUCGUAAACAUGUUGAAUCGCGCGUUACGUCAUCGUAUUUUAAGUAAGCGAGUGACAUGAAUAUAUCACAUGGCGAUUUGAUCAUGUCACUGAUUUGCGUAAACCAACGCCCGGCGAUCUCGCAAAGAUGAUGACCGACAAAAUAUACAGGGAGUGAUAAAUUAUUAAGUUUUUAAAUUAUUAAAACUUCUUUUUAUCGAAAAUUUUGAAGCAAAUUUUGAAAAAUGUUAUCAUCAACAUUCCAAACGAUAUGUAAUUUGAUCAUCGCUUCGGCUAAUAUUUCGCUGAAUGCCCGAGCGGAGGGUCUAUAAAUGAUAAAAGUUAAAUGAACAUUCUAUGAAGCUUUCAUGAUUGAAUUUUACCUUAAAUUUAAGCUUGGAGAAUUAAAGAUAUUAGUUUAUAGGUAUUUUAGAAAUUGAUAGUUCUAUAGUUAAAAGUGUCAAACUAUUUAUUCUUCAUUUACGGUAACGCAAGCCUGCGUUCAAUGUUGGUUUAUGUUGGAAUACUUCAUUUUAAAGCAAUGAUCAUGAGUUUAGGAAAACAAAGGCGAUGGAUUGUUGCAUGCAUGUAUUUCUAACUAAAACCUUACAAUCUUGCAAAAUGUGCCCGUUGUCCCACGACUUACAGUGGCCGUCCCGACACAAAACAUCCAAAUAAUACCAAAAUAACAAAAAUCUGUCAGCAACAUGACUGCAUGAUCACAGACCAGCUUUUCUUUAACGCCUUCGUGUUUGGACUUGGCUGGAAUGGUCUCGCCCUUGAGUCUAACGCCUUUGACAUAACUGUGAAACUUGUUUUGACUUAACUGUGAAAGUUGACAAUUCAACGGAUAUAAAGAUGUGGUGAGUGGUCCUUCCUUUCUUGUAUUACAGGUCUUAUAUACGUCGACUCGAAUUACUCCCUCCUUUCCUUGAAUUACUUUCUCAACUUGUCCCAAUUUCUAAAGUCCUCUGUUUUUCUCUUCACCUUGUGGAAGCUUAA
Molecule: messenger RNA, 20730 nt
Organism: Paramuricea clavata
Lineage: Eukaryota; Metazoa; Cnidaria; Anthozoa; Malacalcyonacea; Plexauridae
Source: the annotation of a GenBank genome assembly